This is a messenger RNA of Brienomyrus brachyistius, 2465 nucleotides long. Its product is annotated as E3 ubiquitin-protein ligase RNF182. Lineage: Eukaryota; Metazoa; Chordata; Actinopteri; Osteoglossiformes; Mormyridae. The record is from RefSeq and is a predicted model, not a curated record. The transcript is spliced from 2 exons. The coding region runs from base 1025 to 1780 and encodes 251 amino acids.
AUCAGUGCGGAUACUGAUGCUAGCGCAUUGAGAGGGAUGCAGCCCGGAGAUGGGACUUCAUGAUCGGCAGUGACUCACCAACUAUAAGCAACAGAAAUCCGAUGAGGGGAAAUUAACCUGGGCGAUGUCGAAUCUUUUCUGAACGAUACUGACGGCUCCGGAGCUUUUUCCUUUUUGAAACCAAAGACUAUAGGAAAAGGGGCCAGCUCGUUCCCUGCCAUCUGCGGACGCUGUUGUAGCUUUUUGGUCCUCAGAGCGACUGCAAUUCAUCAGGAAAUACGCUGCCAGAAACUGGCCCUUCAGCUGGAGCACGAGCCUUGUGGAAGUGUUCAGAAUGAAGGAAGAAGUCUUCAUAUCCCAGUAGAUGUAAAUGGGUGCAGAUCUCCAGUUCAAAAUACAUCUUUGCCUUUCUAGAAUUUUGAAUCAAACCUAAAGAAUUUUUACACGUCUUGUAGACAAACCUUUUUUUAUCAUAUGGAAAGACCUUAAGGUCAAUAGUGGCAAAUGCCAGUUAUGAGUGUGUCAAAGUUUAAGCAACUGACCAAAGCAAGCAUGCUGGAGGAAGGUUCCAGGUUUACUGUGGGAUGAGUCUCUGUAUCUGGGGCAGCAGGCUUUUGGGUAGGAAACCCUCCAGCUUCUGUUCCCGUAACUAUUAACACCCCACAGAGAACCGUUCAUUUCAUUUGCCCUGCAAAAGCAGCGUGUGUACCAGCAACAACUGUGCUUUCAGGUUCAUUUGAUGAAGACUUGGAAAACCAGGAAAAAAAUCUCAAAUCAGGGCAAGCUACUUAAACAUGCUAUUUUUAGUUAGUAUAGCUUAGUUUUGAAAUGCAACUUCCUACGGUGCUCAUGCCAUCACUUUGGCUGAAAAAUUAAACUGUGCUUUAAAGCUGUGAGCUAAAAACAUAAGCAUUGCUGAAGCUUGAGAUACCUGAGAAAGGACUACUAACGUGGCAAAUCAGCAGAGCCCAUAGCUUACCUGUUUGCGACUGCCUACCGCAGCCUAGCUGCACCAUCAAUCGAGAUGAGCCAGAAGCUAGAUUUGGAGACAGAGGGCACCCAGCCCUUAGUUUACUCGCUUGAGGAGCUUGAGUGCAAGAUCUGCUACAACCGCUAUGACAUCCGAGCACGCAAGCCCAAGGUGCUCAGCUGCCUACACCGCGUUUGCGCCAAAUGCCUGAAGAAGAUAGUGGAGAUGGGCGACUCGUCACCCAGCAUCAUAAGCUGCCCCUUUUGUCGCCAUGAGACUCCCGUGCCUGAGGAGGAAAUCUGGCUCCUGCAGGAUGACAGCAACAUCCUGGCCCUGCUGGCAUACCAGGACCGAACCAGGAAGAGCGGUUCCGUAGCCCCUGGUGAGGUAGUGCUGACGCCCAAUGGCUUGAGCGAGGGCUGCGCCAGUGGGGACCAGUCACACAGCUCCUCGGACUGCCUGGUGAUCACCAUCAUGGAGGUCCCGGGGGAGUCGCAGUCCUCGGAGACCAUGAGCAUGCUCAACAUGGUGCGCCUCUACCGUCCACCCAGCCUGGACUCGCUGCCCUGCCACCUACCUGUGCAGAAGUGCCGCAUGUGGACAUCGCACGCCUUCCCUCGCUUCCUGAUAGGUGUCCUCUGUCUCAUCUACUUCAGCUCCCUCCCCCUGGGCAUCUAUCUACUGAUGAUUCAGCAGCUCUCCCUGGGCGUCAUCCUCGUCAGCCUGGUGCCCUCCACUCUCGUCCUUUGCGUCUUCUACGGCUUCUGCCAGUGCCUGUGUCACGAAAUAAUGGAGUCAAUUUCCACAUAAUCCUCCUACACGUGUGUAAAUCCGGUAAUGUAACUGGCCUUGCUGGAAAGAAAUAUGUACCAUCACUGACUCUCCUUCGCAUCCUCCUAUCCUGUCCUGGUUCUUCCUUUACCAGUACUAGUAGACAAUUUACCUAUCUUUGUGGCUGGUUGGCAGGACCCCCUAAAAGAUGCAUGAUUACUUGUGGCCCUUCUGUAAUUACUUCUUAAAGUCUCACCCUUCAUGCAAUCCAGUUGUUAUGAAAUUUGUUUGUUUGUUUUUUUGUUUGGUGGGAUUGAGGUUUCAGUCAAGGUGUAUUCUUAGUGAGAAACUAAGACCAUAUAUACAUAACUCAGGCUGUAUCAAAUUGCUGAAAUUUGUAGCCAAACACCUCACUAAAUAGGCUUCAGAUAUAACUGUGAUCACUUUACUGUGUUACGAAUGAAGACUGAAAAUGUACAUCUACAGCUCCCGUUUCAUACAGUGGAAAGUAGCUUAGUAAAAUUCCUGUCUGGACUUACAGUAGAUCAUGCAAAACUCAAGCAUACACACACUGACAUACACAUAUACCUGUUCUAUUUAUUUUUCUUUUAAAGGUUUACUAUUGUAAAGUAUAUGUGACCCAGAUGCAACUUUUGGGACUAGAUCAGACCAGAAAUCCAUCAAAACUGUUAACGAGAUUUCAAUAAAUAUUCAUUACGCAUUA